Cuscuta campestris is the source of this 2628-nucleotide messenger RNA. Lineage: Eukaryota; Viridiplantae; Streptophyta; Magnoliopsida; Solanales; Convolvulaceae. The record is from the annotation of a GenBank genome assembly.
UGGUAUUAGAUAAUCUAUAGAUUUUAAAAGAUUUUUAUUAUGUUUGGAUUUUGAGGUUAUUUUUCUCAAGAAAAUUAAUUUUACAAAUCUAUGAAAACAUCUAGAGAUUUCAAUGGAUUUGGUGGUAAACAUGGAAUAAGCCGGCUGAUUUGCGCAAUGAUAAAAAAGAAGCCAACUGACUUGCGAUCGGCGGUGGACUGAAACAUACGUUCGUCGGCAGGGACGGUGGACGGGGAUGGAGACGGGGAAGAAGAAGAAGGGGAAAUUGAAGAAAGAGGAGAAACCGGCGUCCAGGACGGGCAGCAAUGGCACGCAUCGGACCCCCCACGCCGCAGCCGGCGUCCAGGAUUCGGUCGCCGGCCUUCACUCCGAGCAGAUCGACGGCCAUCUCUUCGUGUAUUCAGGUCGCGUCACGAUGGGAUUUCCCCUGGAUGGAGGGGGAGACGUGGAAGGAUUGGCCCCAACCCCACUCGUAAAUGUCCGUGACGAGAUGCUUAGCCCGCUUCAGCUCCACCGUUUCCCCGCCACUCCAUGCCUCGAAGACCACUGUCGCCCCAAUUCCCCGGCGCCGUUCCACCUCCUCGCCGCCGCUUGCAAACGCCGGCGUCUCUUCCCGAGCUCCUCAAUCUGCAACUACUACCACGAAAAUAGUCAGAAAACCCAAACUAACACUACCUUCGCUCUGUUAAACGAUGAAGCUGGUGGUACUCGAAAGCACAGUUCGAAAUCGGCCUCUACGCUCCUCCCCUCCCCAUCUCUCAAGCAAUGUUCGGAAUCAGAACCACCGCCCGGAUUUUCUGCGGUGGCGGAGAAUCGAGUGCCUUGGGUAGAAGAUGAAAUGGAGCUUCUAGAAUUGUCACUGAUGAGAAGAACCCCUCAAUUUGCAGGAUCAAUUGUAGAUGUUAAUGCUUCAUCGUCACCUUUUCGCACCCUAAUUGAUGAUCAAAGUGGCAAUGAUGAAGAGGGGAUGCUUAUUAAAGCCCUAGAGAUACGCAGGAGAGUCACCACUGAGAUUUUCAUGGAGGCAAUGGCAAAGGGCAAGUUCGGGAUAUCUUAUUCAAGAAAUUUAGUAUCCAAAUUGUCCGAUUACAUUGAUCAUGUAAUGAUUCAGGCUGCUUCAAUGAAGAAAAUGCCUAAAUUCUGGCAGUCAUCCUUCAAUUCUCGAGUUAGGGCAUUCAUAGAUGAUUCUGAACUUGUGCCAAUGAUAAGGUGGUUGAAACAAAACUCAUUAUCAUUUCCUCAAAUCGGGAACCUAAUCUGUAAAUCAAGAGGAGACGUGAUGUACAUAAGGCGGUUAGUUGAGUGGCUAAAUUCAGUUCAGGUGGAGGGGAGAUUCAUUGGGGUUGUAAUGCUCAGAUCAGGAGAGAAUGUGUUUAGCCGAAGCUUUGAUGAUUUGGAUGAGAGUAUUGAGUAUUUGGAAAAAACUGGAGUCCGGAGGGACUGCAUAGGUUAUGUGAUUAGGAGAUGCCCUACGAUAUUGGCAUUUAGCAUGGAAGAACUCAAAACGCGUGUUGAAUUCUAUUUGAAUCUGGGAAUGGGUAAGAAGGAUUUUGGGACUAUGGUUUUUGACUGUCCUAAGGUGCUCGGCUACUUAAGUAUGGAAGAGAUGAACCAAAAGGUUGCAUACCUGAAGGAAUUUGGCCUUAGUAGUGAAGAUGUUGGAAGUUUGAUUGCAUCCAAACCACAUUUGAUGGGUUGUAGUAUUGAAGAGAAGUGGAAGCCUCUCAUUAAGUUUUUCUACUACAUUGGGAUUCCUAAACGAGGAAUGAGAAGAAUUCUUGUCGCUGUCCCAACAGUUUUCUGCAUUGACUUGCAGAACACCAUUGUGCCUAAGGUCCAGUUUUUGAGAGACAUAGGCGUCCGGCAAGAUGCCCUUGGAAAUGUACUAGUCAGGUUCCCCCAGAUAUUCACAUAUAGCCUGGAGAAGAAAAUACGUCCAACAGUAAUGUUCCUCUUGACAAAAGCGGGAGUCUCCCAGAGAGAUAUUGGGAAGGUGAUAGCGACACGGCCAGAGGUAUUAGGGCGCGACAUCACAAACAAAUUGGACCCUAACGUGAAGUACUUUCUCUCCAUUGGCAUAUCUCUCCGGCAGUUGGGUGAGAUGAUAGCUGACUUUCCAGCGAUUCUUCAAUACAACAUCGAUCUUCUUCGCCCCAAGUAUCAAUACUUGAGAAGAACAAUGGUUCGCCCUCUCCAUGAUCUUGUUGAAUUCCCAAGGUUUUUUAGCUAUUCACUUGAUGAAAGAAUAAUCCCAAGACACAAAAUCCUUGUAGAGAAUAAUAUCAAUUUCAAGCUGCGACAUAUGCUGGCAAGCACGGAUGAAGAAUUUGAACAAAUGGUCGAAAAUACCGUGGAGAGGCGCCAGAGAUUUGAGUCGCUGACAACAUUAGACACUUGUAUUGAUGUUAAUGACAAUUAUCUUACAUUUAACUGUAACAUUGUAUCAGAAACUAAGGUGCAAGACUGAAGGUGGUGUGAAAAUAGCUGUGCAUAUAAAUGUUAAUUGUGUUCACUUUCUAAUCAUUUCUGUUGUUCCAUAAUUGCUCAGAACUACAAAGUAUAUGAAUUAAAAAUAAAUCAAAUGGAAAAUUUCAUUGCCAUGUGCAACACUAAAAGAAGGGUCAUUUA